CCUGUUUCGAAUGUGUUUGAGAGGUCGCCGUAUUUCCAGCAGAUAUUAUUAUUAGGCUAUAAAUGGUCAAGACAUUUGCAGCCGACACUUAACAUUGUGUGUCACUAUGGCGGAAGAAAAAACAAUCUACGAGAUCAGAUUUGAUGCGGCAGUAAAAGUAAUCCAGAGUUUGCCCCGUAAUGGUCCCUUCCAACCGUCAAACGAGACGAUGCUGAAAUUCUACAGUUACUAUAAGCAGGCUAUCCAAGGGCCCUGCACAAUUUCUAGACCUAGCUUCUGGGAUCCUGUGGGCAAAGUUAAAUGGGACGCUUGGAAUUCUCUGGGAGACAUGCCAAAAGAGAAGGCAAUGAUUGCGUAUGUUGAUGAAAUGAAGUUGAUUCUGGAAACCGUCCCAGUGACAGAGCAAGUAAUGGAACUGCUGGACGUUCUAGGACCGUUCUAUGAUGUGGUGGAGAAUAAAUCGGAGGAGAAUAACAGAGCCAGUGGCUUUGGGAAUGCUAUAACACCACCUCCAAAGAAUGGCCCCAAAAACAUUGAAAGGGACGCAAAGGCGAACGGCACCAACAACGUCAGCGAUGCAAGUGUUGAUUCCAAUGGCAGUGAAGAGGAGGAGGAGGAGGAGGAGGAGGAUGAUGAUGAUGAUGAUGAUGAUAGUGAUGAUGAUAAAGAAAUGGAGGAAGAAGAGGAGGCCCUGGCGGCCAGGCUGAAAGCGGAGGACCCGACGGGGAAGUCCGAGGUCCCGCUGUCCAACGGCAGCGUGGAGCACAGCGUGUCGUCUCUGACCAACGGCACGCACAGCUCCCUGAACAGCGACUGCGUAGAGGAGGAGCUGGCCUGCAGCCUGGAGCCCCCGGGGGAGCCCUGCGAAACCAACGGCCCCCUCAGCGAUCUCGGUGAGGAGGUGCCUGGUCUUCUGCAGCUGGGCAGCGAUUCGGACGGGGAGGUGUACUGUGACUCCAUGGAGCAGUUUGGGCUAGAGGAGGGCUCUGUGGUGCUCAUUAACCACUCUCUGGAAACGGGUGAGGUGACCAGAGCAGUGCAGGGGCUUCUGGGAGAGGCCUGUAGGAGGGACGACCCCCAGGGGGGAGACGGCGGCCUCCAGGACGGCGUUGAGCCUGGGGCGGCCGGUGGACCUGUGGCCCUGAGCGCAGCCGAACACAGCACCUCCCUGGUCAGGAGAGGAAGGGGUUCCAGCGUGUCGGGGUCGGGCCCUGGCGUGGGGCCCCCGGUCGGCCUGCUGGGCGGAGGGGGUGAAGGGGAGCGCUGGGGGUCAGAGGGCGGGGCCGAGGGCACCCUGAACGAGCAGAUCGCCAUGGCGCUGGCGCGACUGCAGGAGGACAUGCAGAGUGUGCUGCACAGGCUGCAGACGCUGGAGGCUCUGACCGCAUCGCAGACAAGGUCAUUAUCUUUGCAGCAGAAUUAUGGAUCACUUCCAGUUUCAAAGAAACCGCGCUGGUGGCCUUUCCACGUCCCCCCUGGGGCAGUGGCCUUCGCUGUGGUAUGGCCCUUCGUGGUGCACUGGCUGGUGUGGCUCUACUUCCAGCGACGGAGAAGGAAGCUGAACUGAAAAGCAGGUGUCCCUAGCGUAAAAAAGCCCACGGAUCCAACGCCAGGGUUUGACGUCUCCUGUUCUAACAUGGGCAUUACUGUACUGCACCUCCUCUGCAUUUCUCUACUGUAUCUCUAUGCUUUUGCACUACAACCAUGGCACUACUGCUAGUAAGUUGUACCUUUUCAGCCUCUGCCAGUUACCCAAUGUGGUAUCAAAGAAAAAUUGUGAAUGCAAGGUAAGCUUAUAAUCAUGCAAGCUUAUUUUUAAGACAAUGACUGGUGAAGAUUCUGGUCAUUAACAAUUUUGAGCAGUGGGUAGCAUUUAACCUGUGAAAGCCAGAAGUAGCUCUGUAUGAAUGAGGAGCGUGUGGUGUAAUUGUAGUAAACCACGGUGCAUCUCCUAGAUUUAAAUUCCACCUUUUUCUUUGUUUCAAGUAUGCAAUUACCAGUGCCCUACUCUAUUAUGCUAUUUCCUCCUGCAAUGACAACCAUCCACAAUCCCCUUUUGAGUUACCCUCAUAUUGCAGCUUACUUUAUCAUGAUCUGCAGAAUGUAAUUAAUGUGUUCAUUUAAUAAAUUGUUACUUAUUAUUAUGGCACAGUUAGGGGUUACUGGUAAACCAGACUAAACCAUAAACUGAAAAACAGCUUGGCUGUCUUUGAACAGGGUGUACUUAAAUUCAGAGGGAGGCUUGAACAUAAAUCUGUGGUACUCUGAGGAUGAAAACAAAGCUGGAGGUUAGACAUAAAAUGGCAGCAGAAUUCAGUAUAAACACGCACUCUUGCUCUGAGGUAAAUAUACUUGUACUUUUGGGCAUUAAGUAACACAUUUAUUUUAUGUUUUAUUAUUUCAGAGACUUAAAAAUGAAUGCUUGCUUCAAUUUGCUAUAUACUUGGUUGUACAUUUUGUUUGGUUAAAUCUCAUAAAACUGAAGCAAGGAAGCCUUGUAGUGAGUCAGCCAUAUGCCAGCAUUUCCAUAUGUCGGCUUGGAUAACCACUGCAAGGUCAACGACAAGGGUACUUAUUUUCAUUUGUGGUGGUAAUUUUGCAAGUCUGACUGCCAGAAUAAUUAUAUAUUUCCUUGAGAGAAAUUUAAGAAUAAAUAAAUGUUAAUUACUUUCUUAUCUGAAACAAUUUGUAUGUCAGGAUGUUUCCCUUUGUGAGAAGACAGAAUGAAUUCAUUUCUCAGUGUCAGACAAAGUAGGAAGGAAAGAGACAGACUCUUUCAACUUGAAACAGUCAGUCAGUAGGAACAGUUAGGGAGCCCUUAUAAUUUCUUGAAUCCUGUUUAUCCUUUAUAAUGCUCCCAUUUGUAAUUUACUCUAUCCUGUGAUUGCUUGAGUGAAUGGGCAGAAAAUUUUGCAUUUCUCUCUUGUGCCUUGUUCCAGUACAGUAAGGAGAGAGAGCUUGAGACAUGUUUGGGGGGUUCCCUCUAUAGCUGCUAAAUUGUUUUAUGAAGAGGCUUGUGCUGUGUGCUGGCUUGUAAUGUAAUUCUGUUCAAAAUAUUCAUGGACGACUGACUCAAACGUAUGCAGAUUAAUCAGUUCUGAGAGUUCUCCUGAAGUCAGUUCACUCUCGUUUUGUGAGUGGAAAUCUUUUAUGGGCUUACACGGAACCACACUCCCCUUUAGAAGCCCCAUACCAAGUCCUGAGAGUAACCUGUCUCGGCCUGUCUCGGCACAUGUCCGUGGACAGUGUGUCCUUAAACUACACCAGUGGGCAUAAUCCAUAGUCAGAGAUUAGAAACAAGGGUGGACUGAAUAAAGGCUGUAACCAAACCGUCAUUUAAAAAUAAAAGUCAGGGUCUGUGUCAAAGAUGUUGUAAAAUGGAUUAUGCUCAUGUUUACCUAAAUCACAAGUCACAUGUCUGCUUAUUCAGCUGAAGAACCAGUUCUAGUUCUGGGCACUAAAAUAUGGAAAUUCUCCAACAAUAUACAGGUGCAUCUCAAAAAAUUAGAAUAUCGUGGGAAAGGUUAAUUUUUUUCUGUAAUUUC
Messenger RNA from Conger conger (European conger), 3545 nucleotides. RefSeq names its product acyl-CoA-binding domain-containing protein 5A-like. The transcript has 13 exons. Gene Ontology annotation, molecular function: fatty-acyl-CoA binding. NCBI's taxonomy places the organism in Eukaryota, Metazoa, Chordata, Actinopteri, Anguilliformes, Congridae. The record is from RefSeq and is a predicted model, not a curated record. Gene Ontology annotation, cellular component: peroxisome. Bases 107 to 1567 code for a protein of 486 amino acids. Gene Ontology annotation, biological process: fatty acid metabolic process; autophagy of peroxisome.